Epinephelus lanceolatus (giant grouper) is the source of this 1776-nucleotide messenger RNA. It is a transcript of the gene ap4s1, whose product is annotated as adaptor related protein complex 4 subunit sigma 1. Gene Ontology annotation, biological process: protein transport. NCBI's taxonomy places the organism in Eukaryota, Metazoa, Chordata, Actinopteri, Perciformes, Serranidae. The record is from RefSeq and is a predicted model, not a curated record.
UGUACUGAGCAUGCGUCACAGAUGCUAACAGCUCUAGUUAGCUUCAUAGCGCUGGUAUCUGAAUCCUCGUAUGUUUUACUGGCAUUUUAAUUUAAUAUAAGUUUAAUUUAACUCUAUUAUAACUUUGAUUUAUGUUCAGAGUGUCUUCUCGGCUGUUAUGCCUCACUAUUUAAUAGCAUUAUUAGAUUUACCAGCAGUUAGCGGGUUGUUGUUGUUAGCUUGUGUGAUGAUGGGGCUUAUUUAGUCACAGUUUAGCUACAAGCUAACAGCUGCCGGUGUCUGAUCUCAGGAUGAUCAAGUUCAUGCUGAUGGUGAACCGGCAGGGUCAGACCAGACUGUCCAGGUAUUACCAACCUGUGGAGCUUAGCAAGAGAUCAGUGCUGGAGGCUGACGUGGUCCGCUGCUGCCUGAGCCGCAAGAAGGACCAGUGUUCCUUUGUGGAGUACAAAGACUUUAAACUGGUCUACCGCCAGUACGCUGCGCUGUACAUCGUGGUCGGAGUCACAGACAACGAGAAUGAGCUGUCUGUCUACGAGCUGGUUCAUAACUUUGUGGAGGUUUUGGAUAAAUACUUCAGCCGCGUGCGUCGUCUUCAGAUCAUGUUUAACCUGGACCGAGUCCACAUCAUCCUGGACGAGAUGAUCCAGAACGGACACAUCGUGGAGACAAACAAGAGCCGCAUCCUCGCGCCGCUAAACGCCCUCGACAAGAUGGCUGACGGCUGAGGCUCCACCGAGGCUAUUCAAAAGAGGCUGGGAUGCGCUCUUUGACCCCAGGGGAGCUUUGGAGUAUGACACGUGAUGUAACUGGAGCUGUGAUGUGGGAGGGUUACAGCAGACGGAGCUAGAAAUAAAGGGACGACAUCCGCUGAGGUGCUCUUUGUGUGCGCUCGGCCUGACAGAACUUUGGGUCCACUCCAUUGGUUGAAUUUGUUUAAGCAUUUGUGUAAGGUUUUAUUUAUUGGUUCAGACUGACGUCAUCAGCAGUCGACUGUAAACUGAAUCAAACCUGCAGCUUUGUGACUAUUAAAGGUGCCAAUGUUCUGAUGCUGAUUAAUCAUUAACAUGAAGUCUGAUUUAAAGGCUCACUUCACCCAAAUUACAUAAAACAUUUUGUCAUUUACUUCCACUGAUCUCCACAUUUAUUAUUCCUGGUACCUGCAGGUGUAAAGAUAUUUUAUCCGAUGAACGUUAUCAUAUUUUAAAGAUCCAGUGUGUUGGAUUUGUAUUGCCCUCCGCUAAGAAACAUCCUUGAUUAUGGUGGUUCUGAUCAAAACCUCAUUGGUGGAAAAGGGGUCUGAAAGCAAGAUCUUACUUUGAUGUAAAAGACACAAGUACAAAAUAAAAUUAGACCUAAAUUUAAAAAAGAAAAAAAAGUCUAAUUUGUGGGUAAAUAUAAACCCAGACACCCUGGACGUGUCCUCACUGGCCACAAUGACCAGCUGUCCACAUACUUUUGGCCACAUGCUCACAGACCACAGGACUCCAUCUUUAAUUCAUACUUUGCAAACAUUUUAAUGAUUAUUUUUUUUGGAGCAUACACAUUUGAAAAUAUCUGUUUACCUCAAACUGCAACUUGAGUUAAAUAAAUGUUUAUAAUAAUAUACAAAGAAAAUACAAGAGGGAGAGCAGAGCCUUUUCUCUUACCAUGUGCCUCGCACACAACCAGUGUUUUUGUCUCUAGCUUCAUCAAGUCAAAGAAGAACACCAAAUGCACUCUGACCUUUGACUUCUACAGCCGGUCAGAAACAACCCAAAAAAAAAAAAAAAAAAAAAA